UGUAUCGACGGGUUCAUUGUUACCUACAGUGGAGCGCUUGAUGACCCAUUUGAAUUGAAAUGGUUCAAUUACAUAGCCUGGCGAUCGGAGCUGCGUGUUGAUGCAUCUACUUCUGGUCUUCCCUUAGAGCUUGCUGGACCUCGUAUCGAAGGCCAGAGGCCUCAGUCGACUGUGGUGUCGUUCAUGGAUCUGGGCACUAACUGCGGUUUUGGAUCAACGGCAGGAAAACGGUGUCAACUCGCUCUUGGGCCUGCGCAACAACCGCACGUCCCCAGCCAUGGAUGGGGAGGUUAUAUGCCCACCCAAGACGAGGAGCCCCCUCGAUGGUGCAUCUAUGCUCGAGGGCACACAUGCGCCACGUACCCUGUGAUCGAAGGGGUUAGCUUGCAGUUCACCGCCCUCUUCAACCAAUCGUCGCCCCGGACGGACCGGGCUUUGUCCGACAAAAUGGGGGAGGAGGUGAACCCUUUCGUUGUGCAGUUGGACCCACGCAAAGGCCUGGCAGAGACUCCCGGAUCCGAGGUCAAAUAUGCAUCGGCUGUUUUGACUGCGAACUCCGAUCAAGGCUGGGUGACUACAACUAGUGGAGGGCUCCG
This is a messenger RNA of Cantharellus anzutake, 596 nucleotides long. RefSeq lists its product as uncharacterized. The transcript is spliced from 2 exons. The record is from RefSeq and is a predicted model, not a curated record. NCBI's taxonomy places the organism in Eukaryota, Fungi, Basidiomycota, Agaricomycetes, Cantharellales, Hydnaceae. The annotation marks the transcript as partial.